Coffea arabica (coffee) is the source of this 971-nucleotide messenger RNA. NCBI's taxonomy places the organism in Eukaryota, Viridiplantae, Streptophyta, Magnoliopsida, Gentianales, Rubiaceae. The record is from RefSeq and is a predicted model, not a curated record.
GAAGGGAGUAGCGUUGUGAGGAUGAGCUCUUCCUCCCUGGCUCCCUGCCUCAAUAAUGCAAGAAGCACAGUCUUUAGUCUUGUUGUUUAGGGCGUAACUUGGUCCCACGAUAUUGGGCAUGGGGUUCAAUUUGCUGCGGACACGUCUGUUGCAUGGCUAACUCCAGGGGCCUUUGUAGCCAUAGGACUACCAUUAUUUAUUUUUUAUACUACUCGACCACCAUUAUUCCCUAUAAACAAGAACUCAGUUGCAGAAAAAUAUGCAGCAACCCCCCAAGUAUUAAUUCUUCUUCAACCUAUACAUCAAAGUCCUCAUAUAUACAUAUCCUUCUCUUCAAUCUAGAGAAUUGGGCUAUGGGAAUUCGCUUGAUAGCUGCCAUGGUUCAUGCAAAGCAAGUGUUUAGGUCGAGAGCUGGUGUGCAUGGCGGCCAUGCAUCACCAACUGCUGUAUCCAGCAAUGCAGAUGUCCCAAAGGGUCACUUGGCAGUUUACGUUGGAGAGCCUUAUAAGUACCGCUUUGUGGUUCCUCUGUCCUACUUGAAGCAUCCUUUGUUCCUGGAUCUAUUGAGGCGGGCAGAGGAAGAAAACGGAUUUGAUCAUCCCAUGGGAGGCCUCACCAUCCCAUGCAGCAGAAAUGCCUUUCUUGAUAUGGCGUCUCGCUUGAAUGACUGCUGAGCUUACGAGGAAAAGCAGAAAUUAAAUAGGGUUCUUAUUUUUAUUUUAAUUAAUAUGACACACAUAAGACUGUUACUCUUAUUUCAUUGUUGGGAAUUUUACUGUUACAAUGCAUAUUGCAGCCCCAGGCCAGUCCAUAUAUUGAAACUUGGGUUUUUCUGGCUGAAAAUUAGCGUCAUUUUUGUUAGCAGCAAAUAAUUUUCUGCGCCCAGCAUGUUGGAAGCUUCGAUGGCAUACGCAGUAUUAUGGCCCAGAAAAGAAAUAAUUAUAAGGAGGAAAAACAAAAUGUUCCAAUUA